ACUUUCCUUUUCACUUCCCCCAAAUCGCACAAAGUUCUCACCUUUUCUCUUCCCCCCAAUCUUAAUCUUUACUUACCCACACACCCUUCAGAUCAAGGACCUUAAGACUGUGAUUGAGCUCAUGGCGGAGACCAAGCGCUAUGGUCUUGGGAAUCAAUUGGAUAUUCAGCAAAUACUCUUAGAAGCUAAGCAUCGAUGGCUACGUCCAGCUGAAAUAUGUGAAAUUCUUCAGAAUUAUAAAAAAUUUCAUAUAUCUACAGAGCCUGCAAGUACGCCACCUGGUGGAUCACUUUUUCUUUUCGAUCGAAAGGUGCUGAGGUAUUUCAGGAAAGAUGGUCAUAACUGGAGGAAGAAAAAAGAUGGAAAGACAGUGAAGGAGGCCCAUGAGAGGCUCAAGGCUGGAAGUGUUGAUGUGUUGCACUGUUACUAUGCCCACGGAGAAGACAACGAAAAUUUUCAAAGACGCAGUUAUUGGAUGCUUGAAGAGGACCUCUCGCACAUUGUUCUCGUCCACUACCGGGAAGUAAAGGGAAAUAGGACAAAUUUUAAUCAUGUUAAAGAGACUGAAGGUGUUGCCUAUUCCAACGGAGCUGAACAAAGUGCACGCCAGUCUGAGAUGGAGAAUUCUGUUUCUUCUAGUUUCAAUCCAAGUAGUUAUCAAAUGCAUUCUCAAACUACAGAGGCGACAAGUUUGAGUAGUGCACAGGCAUCAGAGUUCGAAGAUGCGGAAUCAGCAUUUUAUAACCAAGCAAGUUCACGGUUGCAGCCUAUGGCUGAGAAGAUUAAUUCUGAGUUUGCUGAUGCGUACUAUCCCACCUUUUCAAAUGAUUUUCAAGAAAAGUUGUCAACCAUUCCUGGGGUGGAUUUUAGUUCACUCUCUCAAGCAUAUAAGGGGGAGGAUAGUAUUCAUGCUGGAAUAACCCAUGAGCCCAGGAAAGAUCGUGAUUUUGCAUUAUGGGACGAUAUGGAAAACAGUGCUACUGGCGUUCAAUCUUUUCAGCCAUCAUUUUCAGCAACACAUUCUGAUACAAUGGGAAGCUUUCCUAAGCAAGAAAUUGAGACAAUUGGACAUCUUUAUACAGACAGUUUUGAUAAAAGGCUGGUCUAUGGGAUGGAAAAUAGACCAAAGGUCCAACAAAGUUGGCAGACCUCUGAAGGAUCAUCAAACUGGCCUAUGGAUCAGAGCAUUCAGUCACAUGCACAAUACAAUGUCACCAGUAAGCUCCAUGAUGGAGCCGAUGCCACUGAUUUACUGAAGUCAUUGGGGCCUUUCCUUAUGGAUUCAGACAAGCAAAAUGACCUUCAAUUUCAUCUUUCAAACACAGAUUCUAUUUCAAAGAGAAAUGAUAUCAUUGAGGGAAAAGCUGAUUACCCUUCUGCUAUUAAGCCUCUUUUGGAUGGGGCGUUUGGUGAUGGACUGAAGAAGCUUGACAGUUUCAAUCGAUGGAUGAGUAAAGAACUGGAAGAUGUGGAUGAGCCACAAAUGCAGUCCAGUUCUGGGGCCUACUGGGAGACUGUUGAAAGUGAGAAUGAGGUUGACGAGUCCAGUGUUCCCCUGCAAGUACGCUUGGAUAGUUAUAUGCUGGGGCCUUCUCUUUCUCAUGACCAGCUCUUUAGCAUUGUUGAUUUCUCACCAAGCUGGGCAUAUGAAAACUCUGAAAUCAAGGUUUUGAUCACAGGAAGAUUUUUGAAAAGUCAACAUGCAGAAAGCUGUAAAUGGUCUUGUAUGUUUGGGGAAGUUGAAGUUCCUGCUGAGGUUAUAGCAGAUGGUGUUCUUCGUUGUUAUACUCCCAUACACAAGGCUGGAAGGGUUCCUUUCUAUGUGACAUGUUCCAAUAGGCUGGCUUGUAGUGAAGUAAGGGAGUUCGAAUACCGAGUUGCCGAAACUCAAGAUGUUGAUUGUAAAGAUUAUUACAGUGAUUUCUCAAAUGAAACACUCAGUAUGCGCUUUGGAAAUUUUUUGACUUUAAGCUCUACAUCUCCAAAUUGUGAUCCAGCAAGUAUUGCAGAGAAUUCUGAGGUGAACAGUAAAAUUACUUCUCUGCUGAAAAAUGACAAUGAUGAAUGGGACAAGAUGCUACAACUUACGUCAGACGAGGACUUUUCCUUGAAGAGAGUGGAGGAACAGCUACAUCAACAGUUACUUAAAGAGAAGUUGCAUGCAUGGCUCUUGCAAAAGCUGGCUGCUGGUGGUAAAGGCCCUAAUGUUCUAGAUGAGGGUGGCCAAGGUGUGUUACAUUUUGGAGCCGCGCUUGGCUAUGACUGGGUUCUAUUGCCCACAAUAACUGCUGGAGUGAGCGUCAAUUUUCGUGAUGUGAAUGGAUGGACAGCACUUCAUUGGGCAGCCUUUUGUGGCAGGGAGCGCACAGUUGCUUCUCUCAUCUCCCUUGGUGCAGCUCCUGGAGCAUUAACAGAUCCAACUGCCAAAUAUCCUUCAGGAGAAACACCUGCAGACCUAGCUUCUGAACAAGGACACAAAGGGAUUGCUGGUUAUCUUGCAGAAUCUGCUUUGAGUAAACACCUUGAAUCUCUUAAUUUGGAUAUUAAGGACGGAAAUUCUGCAGAGAUAUCAGGAGCAAAAGCAGUUUCAGGUUCUAGCAGGGAUGGCGAGUUGACAGAUGGGCUUUCCCUGAGGGAUUCGUUAACUGCUGUCUGUAAUGCGACACAAGCUGCUGCUCGUAUUCAUCAAGUAUUCAGGGUACAAUCAUUCCAAAGAAAGCAGUUGAAAGAGUACGGUGGUGAUAAAUUUGGAAUUUCAAAUGAAAGGGCACUAUCACUUAUUGCAGUCAAGUCGCAUAAGGCUGGGAAACGUGAUGAGCAUGUGGAUGCUGCAGCAGUACGAAUACAAAAUAAGUUCCGUAGUUGGAAGGGUAGAAAAGACUUUCUGAUAAUCCGACAACGGAUUGUCAAAAUUCAGGCCCAUGUAAGAGGUCACCAGGUGAGGAAAAACUAUAAAAAGAUAGUCUGGACCGUAGGAAUUGUAGAGAAGAUCAUCCUGCGUUGGAGAAGGAAAGGAAGUGGGCUGCGCGGUUUCAAGCCAGAACCUCUUACUGAGGGACCCAGCAUGCAAGUUUCAUCCACUAAGGAGGACGAUGAUGAUGUACUGAAAGAAGGAAGAAAGCAAACAGAGGAAAGGAUGCAGAAGGCACUUGCUAGGGUGAAAUCCAUGGCUCAGUAUCCUGAAGCAAGAGAUCAAUAUCGUCGACUUUUAAAUGUUGUCACUGAGAUUCAGGAAACAAAGGUGCUGAAUAGUUCAGAAGGGACAUCAGCGUAUAUGGAUGAUGACCUCAUAGACAUAGAAGCGUUGUUCGAUGAUGACGUUUUCAUGCCUACAGCUACUUCGUAAUCACUUAAGGUUCACAAAGCCCUUCUGUAAAAUCUGAUUUAUUAGUUUACUAGAUAUAGUGUCAAGUAUCAACAAAUGGCUUUGGCUUUUAACUUAAACUUCUCGUGUUAAUAGACCUGCAACUGCAAUUUAUAUAACCAUCCUUCUAAAGGCUUUUGGGUUGUCUUAAACUCUUAAUGUUGUUACGUGUACAAAAGAGAUCUCUGAAUU
This is a messenger RNA of Fragaria vesca subsp. vesca, 3556 nucleotides long. Its product is annotated as calmodulin-binding transcription activator 3-like. Gene Ontology annotation, cellular component: nucleus. Gene Ontology annotation, molecular function: protein binding; double-stranded DNA binding; transcription coregulator activity. The record is from RefSeq and is a predicted model, not a curated record. The coding region runs from base 122 to 3346 and encodes 1074 amino acids. Lineage: Eukaryota; Viridiplantae; Streptophyta; Magnoliopsida; Rosales; Rosaceae. Gene Ontology annotation, biological process: regulation of transcription by RNA polymerase II. The transcript has 13 exons.